GUGUCCGUGCUAAAUGAAAUCAAGCAGGUAGCUAUGAGCUGCGCACUGACUAUCUGUGGUUGAACUGCGGAGGUGUGUUGAUGACAGAUCUGCCAAAACCUAAAGUGACUUUCUGAUAAUAGCUCUGCGGCGGACCUGACCUGACGGUCAUUAAACCACACCUAGGAGUUUGGUCAGGCCAAAGCCUAGUGCUUGUUUGGCUGGGUUUGAAUAUGGCUCUGUCAUUCCUUUUGGUCUUGGCUGCAACUGUGAUUCUUAUCAGACCCGAGACACCUGUAACUAAGGCUUUACAUCAGAACUCACUUGAGUGCUGUGGCGAGAAACAGAAAGUGAACAAUUCAUGUUCAAACGACACACACUGUGAACCAGGAUGCUUCUUGCGUGUCCUUGACAACAGCAACACUGUUUGCAUAUUCUGUGACUCCGCGGCUGUGGAUUUGGAGAACAUAACAGUCUGCACUUACAACUAUACAAUGGAGAGGAAAAAUCACACAACCGUAACUACUGUCAUUCCUAAAAUUGGAGGGCCAGGUGUGGCAGCCUCGCUUCUUCUGGGAACACUGUUGAUCAGCCUGUUCCUGAUCCUCUCCGUAGCCUCCUUUUUCUACCUCAAACGCUCCAACCGACUCCCGGGCAUCUUUUACCGCCGCGACAAAGCCUUCAUGUUCCAACCAAGUGAGACAGCUGUCAUGAUCCCCUCCUCGACCGUGAGGAAGCCAAGAUAUGUCCGAAGGGAGCGGCCCUCUGCAACAUCAACACUGAAUAAUGACACGGUACCCACCACAUCCACCACCCAGGUCUACAAUGUGUAGGAGGAGGAAAAGGAGGAGGUGGAGGGGAGGGAGUGCCAGGGCAGGUAGGAGAGAGAACGCUCAGGAACGAUGUUAGAUUUAGUCAGCACAUGAAGCUUCAGCAGCGUGAAGAAAGACCUCGAGUUGACUUGUAGGAAGGUGGCCAUAUUUAACUGUAGCUGCUUCUGCUGCAUUCUUGUCACGAGGGCUCUUACUUCGCUAUCGCUAUUUAACAAUAAUUUUAAGUGUGAAAUUGAGAAAGAAUCCAGUAACUAAACUGUCAAUCGUUUUGACACAGCCUCUUAUAUUACAUAAUUAAUGUUUUUUUCACAGGAUAACUUAAUCAUCCCAGGAAAAAUGUUUUCAGAAUUUCUCUGUAAAUUUGGUCGGAUUGUAUUUUUUUUUUUCUCCCGCCAACAGCACUUCAGGAUCACUCCUUUUUGUUUUUAAGUUAUUAAACCAAUUUGAUCUGCUGUUUGACGGUGCAUGUUCGCUUGACUUGAUGGAUUACAUGAAUACAGGACUGUUAAAUGAAUAGUUUGACAUUGAGAGGGAAAAGCUUGAAAGCUCUAUAUUUAACACGUUGUACCUCUUUUUUUAAUCUUUACAAAAACCAAAGUGGAAAAACCACAAUCCCUAUCGUGCGGGCCAGACUUUUCCGACGAAUUAAGGUUUUUCCACUUUGGUUUUUGUUCGUAUUAAACCAACAACAUAUAACAUUGUGAUUAUUGAGCUUUAAAGGUGCUGGUAGGUGGAUUGUGUUGCCUUUGGACAGAGCCUGGCUAGCUGUUUCCCCCUGUUUCCAGUCUUUAUGCUAAGCUAGGUGGCUGCUGGCUACAGCCAAAUUUUUAAUUGAUCCAGGAGUGGUAUCAAUCUUCUUAUCUACCUCACUGCCAGAAAGCUAAUAAGCGUAUUUCCCAAAAUGUCAAACUAUUCUAUUAAAGCAAAGAUUGAUCGAGCCAGUGACCAAGUUCAGCGACGGUGAUUUUUUUUUUAAAAUUUGGGACAAAGUCAUAGCCCAGUGACGUUUGAUAGAGGCCUGUGUUUGUUAAUUAGGCUGUUGUUUACAUGUGUGUAUUUAUUUACAUUUUCUUGCUGUGCACUGAAUUUUCCUGAUUUAGAAUCAGACCAACAGAAUAAAUAAUGCGUCUAGCAGUAGAGUUCUUCUGGUGGACCAGGACAUUUUAGGGAGAGUUACUGUAGGCGCUGACUGGAUGAUUGUUUGAUUGGUUGUGGUUUUUAUUAUUGCAUUUGUAUUUAUUAUUUUUUGUGAGCUUAACCAAGAGGAAUGUAUUACACAUGUACAACAAAUUACGCAUCAUGAAUUGCAUACCACAACAGACCCAGUCGAACAUGAGAGAUGUGAACUCAUUUUCAACAGAAUCAUAUUUUUUCACAUGAAGGUCUGUGAUCCUACAAAACAUUUUAAAAUGCCAGUUUUGUUCCAUGAAGUAGAUUCAAAUUCCAAUAGAUUUCUCUCUCAAAACAUAAAAUGAAUCCUAGUGCACUUUAUAUGUCUGAAGUCAUCUGCUAAUGUUGGACAAGUAUGAAUGAGAUGUUUUUUGUAUAGAUGGCAACAAUAUUGUUGCAUUGUCGAAUUUACGUGACUACUAUAAACUUUUGCCAAAUGUUGUCUGAAGAAAAUUGACAAAACUGUGUGCCAUUUCUGUGAUUACUGUGCCAUCAUGAGCUUUAAAUGCAUCCAGGAAACAUAUAGUCAUGACGUGAUGAAUAAUUGGAAUUCUAUCCAGUGGCCUUUACUGUACACAAUUCACAAGGCUAGAUAUCCAAGUUUUAUUUGCUAUUUAAUUACAUAAAGUUUGAUUAUAUUGACAACAAUAAGGUUGUGAAAAUUAUUUCUGUCAUCAGUAUAUGUGAAGCAACAUGAAGUGAACCAUGAUAAAAAGGCAGACACCAUUCCAUGAAUAUUCCCUGUUUUGCCAUUGAACAGACAACCAUAAGCUGACAUGUACAUAUUGUUUUAUACAAAAUGAUGUAUUGUUUUUGUAAUGAUGUAUAGUACAUAUUUUAGUUUCAAUGCCAUAAAGAAUGUUCUAAAGAUGUAUGUAAAGUUUGGAGAAAUAAAGCACCUUUCCAUAACUUUCCUCCGUGCAGUUAUAUGAACUCUCACUAUGCUAUUUUUUUUGUGUGACACUAGUUAGCUGUUAUUGUUCAAAGACAAAUUUGAAUAAUGUUAAUGUUUCUUUUGUGGUUCCUGCUGCUAAUAAUAAACAAUGCCUCACUGUG
Molecule: messenger RNA, 3038 nt
Organism: Perca flavescens (yellow perch)
Lineage: Eukaryota; Metazoa; Chordata; Actinopteri; Perciformes; Percidae
Gene: c4h1orf159
Product: chromosome 4 C1orf159 homolog
Exons: 9
Coding region: 213-812 (199 amino acids)
Source: RefSeq, a predicted model, not a curated record